AUGGCGCAAACAAAAGCACAUCUCAAGAAAAGGCAAGUGGUAACCUUCAUUCUAUUGAUGCUUUUGUGGGAGGUGGGUUCAGAAUCCAUACAGUAUUCUGUAUUGGAGGAGACAGAGAGUGGUGCAUUUGUGGCCAACUUGACAAAGGAUCUGGGACUCAGGACAGGAGAGCUGGCUGCGCGGGGAGCACGGGUUGUUUUCAAGGGGAACAGACAGCAUUUGCAGCUCGACCCGCAGACCUAUGAUUUACUGCUAAAUGAAAAACUGGACCGGGAGGAGCUGUGCGGCGCCACUGAGCCGUGCUUGCUACCCUUCCAGGUGUUGCUGGAAAAUCCCUUGCAGUUUUUCCAGGCUGCGUUGCAAGUGGGGGAUAUAAAUGACCACGCCCCGGAGUUCGCGGCCAGAGAUAUGCUCCUAAAAAUACCAGAAAUCACUGCGCCAGGAAAGAUGUUUCCUUUGAAAAUGGCACAGGAUUUAGACGUGGGUAGCAACAGCCUUCAGAGCUACACAAUCAGCUCCAAUUCUCACUUCCACGUUCUCACCCGCAAUCGCAGCGACGGCAGGAAGUUCCCAGAGCUCGUGCUGGACAAAGCACUGGACCGUGAGCAGCAGCCUGAGCUCAGGCUGACCCUCACCGCGCUGGAUGGAGGAUCUCCGCCACGGUCAGGGACCAUAGAGAUUCACAUCUGUGUCUUGGACAGCAAUGACAACGCCCCAGAGUUUGCUCAGGAACUGUAUGAGGCGCAAGUCCCUGAAAACAACCCCCUGGGCUCCCUGGUUAUCGCCGUCUCAGCGAGAGAUUUAGAUGCAGGAUCCUUUGGAGAGGUAUCUUAUGCCCUGCUUCAAACCGACGACGUUGACCAACCCUUCGAUAUAAACGCAAUCACAGGCGAAAUUCGACUGAGAAAGACAUUGGAUUUUGAGGAAUUUCAAUCUUAUCACGUGGAUGUGGAGGCCACAGAUGGCGGGGGACUAUCAGGAAAAUGUUCCUUAGUCAUCAAGGUUCUGGACGUGAAUGACAAUGCCCCUGAAUUGGCCAUAUCGUCACUCAGUAGCCCCAUCCCUGAAAACCUGCCAGAGAUGAUAGUGGCAGUUUUCAGUGUAUCCGAUGCAGAUUCUGGACAUAACCAACAGAUUAUUUGUUCCAUAGAUGAUAAUCUCCCCUUUCUUCUAAGACCGUCGGUGGAGAAUUUCUACACCCUGGUCACAGAGAGACCGCUGGACAGAGAGAGCCAGGCCGAGUACAACAUCACCAUCACCGUCACCGACAUGGGGACCCCCAGGCUGAAAACCCAGCACAACAUCACCCUGCUGGUCUCCGACGUCAACGACAACGCCCCCGCCUUCACCCAGCCCUCCUACAGCCUGUCCCUCCGCGAGAACAACAGCCCCGCCCUGCACUUCGGCAGCGUCAGCGCCACAGACAGGGACGCGGGCGCCAACGCCCAGCUCACCUACUCGCUGCUGCCGCCCCGGGACCCGCGCCUGCCCCUGGCCUCGCUGGUGGCCAUCAACGCCGAUACCGGCCAGCUGUUCGCUCUGCGGGCGCUGGACUUCGAGGCGCUGCGUGCGUUCGAGUUCGGCGUGGGCGCCACGGACCGCGGGGCGCCCGCGCUGAGCAGCCAGGCGCUGGUGCGCGUGCAGGUGCUGGACGCCAACGACAACGCGCCCUCCGUGCUGUACCCGCCGCACAACGGCUCCGCGCCCUGCACCGAGCUGGUGCCCAGGGCGGCCGAGCCGGGCUACCUGGUGAGCAAGGUGGUGGCGGUGGACGCCGACUCGGGCCAGAACGCCUGGCUGUCGUUCCAGCUGCUCAGGGCCACGGAGCCCGGGCUGUUCGGCGUGUGGGCGCACAAUGGCGAGGUGCGCACGGCGCGGCCGCUGGGCGAGCGCGACGCGGCCAGGCACAGGCUGGUGGUGCUGGUCAGGGACCAUGGCGAGCCCGCGCUGUCCGCCAGCGUCACGCUGCACGUGCUGCUGGUGGACGGCUUCUCGCAGCCCUACCUGCCGCUGCCCGAGGCGGCGGCCGAGCAGGCGCGGGCGGAUCCGCUGACCGUGUACCUGGUGGUGGCGCUGGCGGCGGUGUCGUCGCUGUUCCUGUUCUCGGUGCUGGCGUUGGUGGCGGUGCGGCUGUGCAGGCGGAGCAGGGCGGCCUGGGCGGGUGGCUGCUCGGUGCCUGAGGGCCACCUUCCUGGCCACCUGGUGGACGUGAGCGGUACUGGGACCCUGUCCCAGAGCUACCAGUAUGAGGUGUGUCUGAGGGGAGGCUCAGGGGCCAGCGAGUUCAAGUUUCUGAAGCCGAUUCUCUCCAAUUUCCCUCCUGAAGAAACUUGGGAAGGAAAUGAAGGAAAACCCUACUUUUCGGAAUAG
Messenger RNA from Pipistrellus nathusii (Nathusius's pipistrelle), 2370 nucleotides. Lineage: Eukaryota; Metazoa; Chordata; Mammalia; Chiroptera; Vespertilionidae. The record is from the annotation of a GenBank genome assembly.